Molecule: messenger RNA, 1040 nt
Organism: Gamsiella multidivaricata
Lineage: Eukaryota; Fungi; Mortierellomycota; Mortierellomycetes; Mortierellales; Mortierellaceae
Exons: 3
Biological process (GO): carbohydrate metabolic process
Molecular function (GO): hydrolase activity, hydrolyzing O-glycosyl compounds
Source: RefSeq, a predicted model, not a curated record
AUGCGUCUACUGACCCCGUCGCUCGCUCUUCUGCUACUGCUCGUGCCACUGGACGAUCUCUGGAUCGAGCCAGUCCAGGCAUCCAUCUUCUCCUCCGCCCCGAGCUCGGAAGUCGCGCCUAGCUGUGGCCCAUCCUAUGAGGCCUGUCCCGUCAGCUCACCCUGCUGCAACAACGGAACAUGCCACGAGACAUCUCUGAUGGCCUGCUCGAUGUCUCUGGGUUGCGAGCCCCGGUAUUCUCACCCGCUCGACGACAAGUCUUCCUCCAAGAAGAAGAACAAGAAGAAAUCGAAACGGGGUGAGGACAAUGACGAAGAAUACGAAGACGAUGGGGACCCGAGGAGCUGUUUCCCCCUGCCGGUGUGUCGAUCGUUCAAGGAGACGUUCAAGCAUAACGAUGCGGAUAAGAAGGGACAGCACAAGCUCUUGGUCCCGAAACUGGAUUUCGUUGGAGACCCAGAUCUGGCUCAUUGGACCUCAGAAUUCGAUCAUAUCGCGCCCAAUGCGGUCGUGGAUCCGAAGCAGAAGCGGUUGGUUCUCAAGGCUAAACGAGACACGGUAAAGACACAGAGUGGCGGCGGAUUCGGCGCGACGAUUUCCUCGACCCGCUGGAACCUUUACGGAAGCUUCUCUGCCAAGCUCAAGUCCGGCGCCACCGGUCCCGGAAUCGUCACUGCGAUGAUGCUCUCAAACCCCAUGCGUGGUGAAGAGAUCACGAUCGAGGUCACCGGUCGAGACCCCCAUACGGUCGUCACGGAUUUCUAUAGCCACUCCGCAAGGGAUUCGCACUCGAGCAAGGGUACGGGAUCCUGGUUACCGUCGCUGAACUUGAAAUCUGUAGUGCCCUCGAUGGAUGGAUUGCGUGUGCGGACAAGGAAACUGAAGGCGAUGAUCUUGCCAAAGACACAAGAGAAGAAGAAUAAGGAGCAUGAUCAGGAUGAGGACGAGAAGGAAGAGGAAGUGGAGGAGGAUAACUCGUUGGAAGAAUCACAUGCGCUGAAAAGAUCUGCGGUCGACCACGAUUUGGUCUACAAGAUCGA